AUAAAUAAAAAAUUUAAAAACACAACGAACAAAUCACAGAACAGAAGGGUCAAGGGAGAAGAAGCAAGCAGCCACAGCACAACCCACAACCAGCGCAAAACAACACACCAAAAACAAAUCCCCACUGCCAAAAGGGCUCAACAGUAAGCACCAGACACACAAAUCUCCACCCAUAUUUUUUGCUUAUAUACAUGUAUUGAAAGAAUAAUAAAAUAAUUUUUUUUUUGUAUAUCCCCAAUAUUCUAAUCCCAAUCUCAAAGCCUCUCCUCUUUUCUCAACUCUCAAAGCCAAGCAAAAAAAGAAAAAGAAAAAAAGGUUUAGAAGAGCAGCAGGGGCAGAAAACAAAAGGGGAGCAGACAGCACAAACCCCCAACUGAUCUCAGAUUCAGAAAAUACACAACUCCAAAUACCCACUGCCCAAAAUCACCUUUUCAAGGUUUUUGAUCCUUCCCCAAUCCCCAAUGACCCACCGAAGGGUUACAAGAGAGAAAACCCAUUAAAAAAGCUUCUUGCUUUUUACAUUUCUCUUCUUGAGCAGCCAAGGGGUUCUUCUGCUCUUCUUCUUCUCUUUGUUGUUACCCUGAUUCAGGUGCUUAGCUUUAUCCCCUUGUGCAGUUGUAUUGAAUUUGUGGAUAAAGAUUUGUGCUUUGGCUGUUGCGUGAGUUGCUUUCUGGUUUAUGUGGUUUCUUGGUGCGUUUGAAUUUGAUUUCCGUGAGCUGAAUCAGCUGAGAGCUUGCUUUAGAGCUGGGAAUUCCAUUUGACCUCUUUGCUGCUUUGAGUUGACCAUGGAAGAAUUGCUUUCUCUUUGCUUUCCAUGCUUAAUGGGGAAGUUGAGAAAAAAGAAUGGAAGUUUGCAAUUUGAAUCUGUUGAUUUCAUCAAGUUUAGGUUCAUUAUAGCUGGAAAGAAAAUUUUGAACUUGAGGGUUCCUUCUGGAAUUAGAGAUUUUUGGUUAUCCUUGUUUUUCCUUUUUCACGUGUGCCUACAGUAAACAGAUGAUUAAUGUCCUUGUGUUUAGCUGUUUUCUGCUUUGUGUAUUGAGUUGUUUGUUUACAGAAUUUUACAUCAGUGAAUGACUGUUCUUGCCGCAGGUUGGAGGAGCACUUGGUGGAACUUUCUGGCCUGGUGACUAUGAAACUGUUUUGAUUGAAUCAUUAGUCUGCAAAGUUGGAUGGAAUAAUUGAGCGGAGCAAAAGUUGGCACAGUUUUAGAAGAUUUGAACAUUAGUUAGAACAUCCCCUUUCUAAGUUAUUUUUUUAUAGCUGGGAUGGGCUGCGAGUGUUCAAAGCUCUCCUCAUGUUGUUGGAAUUCAGAAUAUAAUGAAGCAGUUCCUCAGGACCACAGAGAAGAAAAUGAGGAGAAGGGUGAAGCCGACGACCUGCCUGCAUUUCGCGAAUACUCCAUCGACACAAUCAGGAUGGCAACUUCUGGUUUUGCAGUGGAGAAUAUAGUUUCUGAACAUGGAGAGAAGGCUCCUAAUGUUGUUUAUAAGGGAAAGCUUGAUAAUCAGAGGAAGAUUGCGGUCAAACGCUUCAAUAGAUCAGCUUGGCCUGAUUCCAGGCAGUUUUUGGAUGAAGCAAGAUCAGUUGGGCAGCUCCGAAAUCAUAAGCUGGUUAACUUACUCGGUUGUUGCUGCGAGGGAGAAGAGAGGCUUCUUGUAGCUGAAUUUAUGCCGAAUGAUACCCUAGCAAAGCACCUAUUUCAUUGGGAAGCACAACCAAUGAAAUGGGCAAUGAGACUGAGAGUGGCUUUAUAUUUAGCUCAGGCCCUGGAAUAUUGUACGAGCAAAGGCCGUGCUCUUUAUCAUGAUCUGAAUGCUUAUAGAAUUGUUUUUGAUGAUGAAGCAAAUCCUCGACUAUCAUGCUUUGGUCUGAUGAAGAACAGUAGAGAUGGAAAAAGUUACAGUACAAACUUGGCAUUCACUCCUCCAGAGUAUCUAAGAACAGGUAGAGUAACACCAGAAAGUGUGAUUUAUAGCUUUGGCACCCUUUUGCUUGACCUCCUCAGUGGAAAACACAUUCCUCCAAGCCAUGCACUGGACUUAAUACGAGACCGGAACAUUCAAAUGCUGACAGAUUCCUGCCUGGAAGGCCAAUUCACCAACGAUGACGGAACUGAGUUGGUGAGGUUAGCUUCUCGAUGUCUACAAUUUGAGCCGCGAGAGCGGCCAAAUCCCAAGUCAUUGGUUACUGCUUUGAUUCCUCUUCAGAAGGAAACUGAGGUUCCUUCACAUGUAUUGAUGGGUGUACCAGAUGUUGCUGCAGCCGUACCUCUGUCACCCCUUGGCGAGGCUUGCUUAAGAAAUGAUAUGACUGCCAUACAUGAGAUCUUAGAAAAGAUAGGGUAUAAAGAUGACGAAGGUGCUGCCACUGAGCUCUCGUUCCAGAUGUGGACCAACCAAAUGCAGGAUACACUAAAUUCAAAGAAAAAGGGUGAUGUCGCCUUUCGGCACAAGGACUUCAAAGCUGCCAUUGAAUGCUAUACCCAGUUCAUAGAAGUGGGGACAAUGGUGUCACCAACAGUGUAUGCACGAAGAAGCUUGUCUUACCUGAUGAGCGACAUGCCACAGGAAGCCCUGAAUGAUGCAAUUCAAGCCCAAGUGAUAUCCCCCGUCUGGCACUUUGCAUCUUACUUGCAAGCUGGUGCGCUUUUCGCCCUGGGAAGAGAGGCUGAAGCACAAGCAGCUCUGAAAGAAGGAUCAGCCCUCGAAAGUAAAAAGACUCCAAACUCAUAAUCAAUCAAUCCAGCAGUUAAAAAAAUCCAAAAUUUGCUGUGUUUGGUUGGAAGUGAGAGAGCACAAGCAUAGUUUACCACCAAGGGUAGGGUGGUUCAAAACCUGUGCUUCGUUUACCUUUUACCUUGUUAACCUCACAUCGAAACGGUGGAGUUGCGCUCUGAAUCAUCUGCAUAUAGUUGGUUGCUUCGGUUGGGGUAAAAAUGAAGAGAAUUCUUUCGUCAGAGAUUGGGAUUGUGGUGGGUUUAUAUCAGUCAGGUUAUCUUCUUGUAAUGCUGGAUCUGGAGAUAUGAAGAUGGACUGCCUGGCCCUGGAUUCUCUGAGACUGUUAUUUUUCCCUUUUGUCUUUUCCUGACCUUUUUGUUUCUGCUCCUUUUCAUUUGCAAGAAUCCUAAGAAGGAAAGAUAAUAUAUUUGGAAGACAUUCUUCGGACUGGAGUACAUGUUUGUAGAGGUUUUCAUUUUUUGUCCUAGAACUUUGUAUUUCACCUGAAGAUGAUAUUUCUUCUAGAUGCUGAAUACAGCAGGAUGGUGGCUUCUCUUACUUCAAAAACUUAUGUAAUCUUAUGUAAAUUGCUAUUAUUGGUUUUGUGGCUAUUGUCAGCUAUCAUAUCAGCUUCUGUUUGCUUCCAGUUUAUCAUUUACCAGCUUUGAUAAGCUUUUGAGUUAAUUGGUGGCCUUGUAGUAGAGGUUAUUGAUACUUCCUGCUACGGGUGGAACACGUUAAGAGAAUGGAUCAUGCUAUUAUGGCAAUAAGUUAGGUGAAGAAACAUGCUAAGCCAAC
This is a messenger RNA of Linum trigynum, 3515 nucleotides long. NCBI's taxonomy places the organism in Eukaryota, Viridiplantae, Streptophyta, Magnoliopsida, Malpighiales, Linaceae. The record is from the annotation of a GenBank genome assembly.